Messenger RNA from Talaromyces stipitatus ATCC 10500, 1258 nucleotides. RefSeq lists its product as uncharacterized. The transcript is spliced from 2 exons. Gene Ontology annotation, molecular function: phosphatidylinositol kinase activity. NCBI's taxonomy places the organism in Eukaryota, Fungi, Ascomycota, Eurotiomycetes, Eurotiales, Trichocomaceae. The record is from RefSeq and is a predicted model, not a curated record. The coding region runs from base 99 to 1151 and encodes 350 amino acids. Gene Ontology annotation, biological process: phosphatidylinositol metabolic process.
GCGACUUUCUUAUCUUUACGCUGAAGAUUUUCAGCUUCAGAGAAGAUGCAAUACACCAAUAGACUCAUAAGCACCUAUCAAAGAGUUAUCUUUGUGCCAUGGCCAACAAGAGGCAGAAGGCGAUAAGUCGUUCGAUCCAUCGAGCCCUCAUACGUGACCAAGAAAACGAAGUAGAGGCUAGGAGAUACAAUGUCUUGACCUUACUGUUCGCCUUUCUCUCGAUCUGGCAAAUACGUCUUGUCCGAAUAUCGGCUGAGUUAUUCAAGAGUCUUCGCAAUGAAGUUUGGAACAUAGAUGAAGCUGAUUACGUCGACUCGUUCGUAUGCAAUAAGGAAAAGGUAGGAGGAGAUGGUAUACAGCCUAUGGGGGAUCUGGGUUAUUCUGGCUCGACAUUUUUCAAAACUGCAGAUUCAAAAUUCCUGAUCAAAAGUCUACCCCGACGCUCAGAGCAUUCUUUCUUCCAGGACGACUUUCUCCGACCAUAUUACGAUUAUAUGAAGUCUAAUCCAGACUCGUUCCUCGUUCGAAUAACAGACUUCCUAGGGACAGCAUAUUCCGCAAUAGGCACACUGUGUCAAUGCACGCCAUCACAUCAUGUCAUCAUGGAAAACGUGCUCUGCGACAGGGACGAUGAUGCACGAAGAGCUGAACAAUGGGAGACAUACGACCUCAAACCUGUUGACUACUUCUAUCCGGAGCGGGAUCUUCUUCCUGAGCCACUGACCAGUGAGGAAACCAUGUCACGCUUAUUCGACGAAUUCAAAGAUAAAAUACGAAUCACAAAACAACAAUAUUCAGAGUUCAAGAGAAAAAUCGAGGAAGACACCAAAUUCCUCAGAUCAGUAAACACAGUUGAUUACUCCUUGUUUCUAGUUAGAUACCCAGCUUAUUUACGUCCUCGGACGCCGACAGAUCGGAAAAGCGAGUGGCGAGAAGGCGCUAUAUCGACAGAUGGUAAAUGGAAAUAUAGGGCUGUGUUACUGGACUUCUUUUGGGCAAAACAUAAACUGCAGGCUCAAGCUAUGACUGGUGUUGUGCAGACGUUUAACGUUAUUGGACGCAAGGGUCCGAUGUCUAUUACCACCACGGCUGAGGAGUAUCGUGAGAAGUUCCUUCAGAUGGUAGAUGGACUUGUUGAGCUUCAGGGAUAAUUUGCAAGCGUUUCCGUACUCUUAUAAUUGUGAUUCGCACACGAUGAAUGACCCGAAUCCUUUGAAAUAACUAAUAGUGUCUUCUCUAUCUUCAAUACCUUUCCAAU